AUGGAAAGCAUCGAGAAGAUAUACAUUAAGAACAAAUUGGAAUUGAGUGAAACAUUUUUCUAUUUCUACAAUUGGCUAAAAGUUAAUUAUAACACAUCGUUAAUAAUAAGUGAGAACAGCAGUUUAAGGAGUACUAUAGUGUUGGAGCUAGAGAGUGGUAAGCGACUGCUGUUAAAUGAGUUAAAUUGCUGUGAAGCAAUAUUUCGAUUAUGCUGCUCCCUGGAUGAGGAGAUUGAGGAUGAUAAAGCUAAUGGGUGUGAAAACGCAAAUGAAAGUGAAUAUGCGAAUGGAAGUGGAAACAUUAAUAAGCAAGAUAAGAAUAGGCAAAAAGGAAAAAUGAACAUUUGUAGUUACUCUUUGCAGUUGGAAGAGUUAAAAUAUUUUUUAAAAGAUUACCUAUUAGAUAAUAAAAAAAAAAAGAAAGUGAAUGAAGACUUUUAUAAUAAGAUAGAAAACACAAUGAUUGAAAAAAAUUAUAUUUUUUGCAUGGGUGGAAAACAGAGAUAUGUCGAUUUUUUACUUUUUUGUAUUUUUAAAAAGAAUAAAAUAGAGAAAGUGGAAAAAAAAUAUGUACAUGUUAAUAAAUGGUUUUGUAAUAACAAUUUUUCUGUGAAGGAAGAGGAUAUGAAUUCAUUUACAAACACCAAUUUUAUUCAACAAAUAAUUGAAGAAGAUUUAAAAAAAAAGAAGCAUACGUAUAUAAUAACAAGAUUUCCUCCUGAACCAAAUGGCUACCUACAUUUAGGUCAUGCAAAAAGUAUAUGCUUAAAUUUUGGUUUAUCCGAAAAGUAUGGAGGAAGAACACAUCUACGAUUUGAUGAUACUAAUCCAAUAACAGAAGAAAUAAGAUAUAUAGAAUCUAUAAAGGAAGAUGUGAAAUGGAUUGGUUAUGAUUGGAAGGAACAUUUAUAUUUUGCUUCUGACUAUUUUGAUCAGUUAUAUGAAUGGGCUGUUCAGUUAAUAAAACAAGGGGAUGCAUAUGUAGAUGAUCAAUCCAUUGAAGAAAUAAGAAAAAAUAGAGGAAAUUUAAAAGUGUCUGGAAUUGAUUCCCCAUAUAGAAAUAGAUCGGUUGAAGAAAAUAUAAACCUUUUCGAAAAAAUGAAAAAAGGUAUCUAUAAAGAAGGGGAAAAAGUAUUAAGAGCAAAAAUUGAUAUGUCCUCAGGUAAUAUUAACUUAAGAGAUCCAAUACUUUAUAGAAUUAUGCAUAAAGUACAUCCAAAAACUAAGGAUAAAUGGGUUAUAUAUCCUAUGUAUGAUUUUGCUCAUGGGCAGUCUGAUUCGUUAGAAAAAAUUACCCAUUCUAUAUGUACCUUAGAAUUUGAAACACAUAGACCUUUGUAUGAAUGGUUUCAACAAAAACUAAAUAUUUUUAAAACAAGACAAAUCGAAUUUGCUCGAUUAAAUGUAACCUAUAUGGUAAUGAGUAAAAGAAAAUUAUUAACUUUAGUAAAUGAAAAAUGGGUUAAUGGAUGGGAUGAUCCUCGUAUGCCAACUAUAUCAGGUAUGAGGAGAAGAGGUUAUAGUCCAGAAGCUAUUAAAGAUUUCUGUAGUAAGGUAGGAGUAGCGAAAAGAGAAAAUAUGAUACCUUUUGAAUUAUUAGAAUUUUGUGUAAGAGAGGAUAUGAAUAAAAAAGCUAUACGUUUAUUUGCUAUUUUAAAACCUUUAAAAGUUUUCAUUACAAAUUUUGAUGAACAUCUUGACAAAACAAGUGACUUGUACGAAUUGACUGCAUUGAAUCAUCCCAAAAAUGAAAGUAUGGGUAGAAGAAAAUUAAAAUUUGAAAAAGAAAUUUUUAUUGAUCAAGAUGAUUUUCAAGAAAUUCCUUCAGAAGGCUUUUACAGAUUAGCCCCUAACAGGACCGUUAGAUUGAGGUAUGCCUUUUGCAUUACUUGUAACCAGGUAAUUAAAGAUCCGCAUACUAACCAAGUUGUGGAACUGCACUGCACGUAUGAUCCACACAGUAAGAGCAGUAACAACAAUAUCAGUAACGUAAGUGGUGGUAACAAUGGCUGUCACAUGAACAGUUCAGAAAAUUCGAAAAAAGUGAAAUCCACCAUCCACUGGAUAUCAAAAAGCAAUUCACACCCAUCGGAAUUUAGGAUGUACGACAAAUUAUUUACAAAACCUAAUCCCGAGUCAACCGAUGAAAAUUAUGAUAUUGAAAAGUGUAUGAAUAACUUUAGUGUUGAUUUGAAUGGUCCACUUGAGUCUGGCACGCAGUUAGGGACUCACAAAAUGAAUGAUAAGAAAUGUAGAGUUAAUUGCGUUAAUAGCAAUAACUGCGUUAAUAGCAAUAACGGCGUUAAUAGCAAUAAUAACAUUAACAUCAUCAAUUACAGUAGUGGUUUUCCCCCCUAUGAAGAUUACGAGUUUGAUAAUGUGGAUACCAGUAAUUUCACUAACUCGAAUGAGAAAGAAGAAAUUAACUACACUACUGAUAUUGGAUGGAGGAAAUAUAUCAAUAAACAUUCUGUAAUUGUACAUAAGGGACUGGUUGAAAAAUAUUCCAAUAAUUGUCAAAUUGAACAACCUAUACAAUUUGAAAGGAUUGGAUUUUUUACAAAAGACAUUGAUUCGACGAAGGAGUGCCCAGUUUUUAACUUAACAGUUGCCUUAGUUGAUAACACUGAUUUAAAAAAAAAAAAAGAAGACAUUUUAAGAAAGGAAAUGGAUAAACUUAAGAGGGAACAGAUUGCUAAAGAGCGGAAGAUGAAAAGGGAGGAAAAAAAAAUUAGGGAACAGAAAAAAAAAUUAGAGCAGAAGGAGUAA
Molecule: messenger RNA, 2769 nt
Organism: Plasmodium malariae
Lineage: Eukaryota; Apicomplexa; Aconoidasida; Haemosporida; Plasmodiidae
Product: glutamine--tRNA ligase, putative
Exons: 1
Coding region: 1-2769 (922 amino acids)
Biological process (GO): glutaminyl-tRNA aminoacylation; translation
Cellular component (GO): cytoplasm; cytosol
Molecular function (GO): glutamine-tRNA ligase activity; ATP binding
Source: RefSeq, a predicted model, not a curated record